Mytilus californianus (California mussel) is the source of this 2292-nucleotide messenger RNA. RefSeq names its product N(4)-(Beta-N-acetylglucosaminyl)-L-asparaginase-like. Gene Ontology annotation, biological process: protein deglycosylation. The record is from RefSeq and is a predicted model, not a curated record. Bases 38 to 1051 code for a protein of 337 amino acids. NCBI's taxonomy places the organism in Eukaryota, Metazoa, Mollusca, Bivalvia, Mytilida, Mytilidae. Gene Ontology annotation, molecular function: N4-(beta-N-acetylglucosaminyl)-L-asparaginase activity. Gene Ontology annotation, cellular component: lysosome. The transcript is spliced from 8 exons.
AUGUGACAGCCAUGUGACCAUUUUGUAAAUAAACAAAAUGAUUAGUGUUAUCGUCACCCUUUCUUUGAUUAUCAACGUCAGUUCACAAUAUUUACCUAUUGUUAUCAACACCUGGUUUGUUUCCAACGCUACCAAUGCAGCAUGGGAGGAAUUAACUGUACAUGGUGGUUCUGCAGUGGAUGCUGUCGUGGCUGGAUGCAGCCAGUGUGAAGCCUCCCAAUGCAGAGGGACUGUUGGAUUCGGAGGUGACCCUGAUGAAAAUGGUGAAACCACCCUUGACGCCAUGAUAAUGGACGGUAAAACAAUGGAUGUAGGAGCCGUAGCUGCUUUGAGAAUGGUGAAACCAGCAAUUGCUGUUGCUCGAGCUGUUAUGGAUUAUACCGAACACACCUUGUUAGUGGGAGACCAAGCCUCAUUGUUUGCCAAGGACAUGGGAUUUACUGUAGAAACGCUGACAACAAACAAAUCGUACAUCGACUGGAAGAACUGGAUUGAUAAUAAAUGUCAGCCAAAUUUUAGACAAAAUGUUAUUCCAAACCCCAAAACUAGUUGUGGUCCAUAUAAACCAAAGAAAAGAAUAGAACAGCACCUUAGCAGCCGAAUGAAUUUUGGCAUUUCACCUAACAACCACGACACUAUUGGAAUGAUCGCUAUUGAUAAGAAUGGUAAUAUAAGUGCUGGUACAUCCACUAAUGGAUUGUCCCAUAAAGUUCCCGGGCGUGUUGGUGAUUCUCCUUUGAUGGGAGCAGGGUCAUAUGCUAUGAAUGGAGCAGGUGGAGCAGCUUGUACAGGGGAUGGGGAUAUCAUGAUGAGAUUUCUACCAUCAUUCCAAGCUGUAAUGAUGAUGAAAUCAGGAAUGGAACCAUCUCUGGCACUAAAAGCAGCCAUGGCACCCAUAAUUCAAUAUUAUCCAUCUUUCUUUGGUGCCAUGAUCGCAGUCAGUAGCAACGGAACGUUUGCUGCUGUCUGUCACGGGUAUAAGACGUUUCCAUUUUGUGUUGCAAGUCCAUCAUUCCACGAGGUGAAAGUACUAAAAGUACAGUGCACAUGACAAUUACACAUGUAUUACGUUUUACUAUUUUCUAUUAUAUUUCAAUUGAAUGUCAGAUCAGAGAAUGCCAUUAUUCUACUUAUAUAGCAUAUACGUUUACUAAUGCUUCCAUAGCUUGUAGAGGUAAAUAUGUGCAUACUCAUUCAAAUGGCUAUAUAUGUAAACAUUUCAGCAUUCAAUGUUGCUUGUAUAUCGUAGAUUAUCAUCCGUGUUGAUGGUUAUAAACAAAUGGUCUACAAGACCCAAUUCAACUGUUGGUAUAAAUUCCCCCGUAUAUUUCUCAAAUGUCUUUAUGCUAAAAGGAAUGAAUGUUAUGUAAAUGAUGUUAUUAUAGUUUUAAAUUGUGUAGAUAUGUGAAUAUUGCAGAAUUUUUAGUUGUGUAGAUAUGUGAAUGUCUGCUGAGUUUUGAGUUGUGUAGACAUGUGAAUGUCUGCUGAGAAUUAAAUUGUGUAGAUAUAUGAAUGUCUCCUGAGUUUUGAGUUGUGUAGAUAUGUGAAUGUCUGCUGAGUUUUGAGUUGUGUAGAUAUGUGAAUGUCUGCUGAGUUUUGAGUUGUGUAGAUAUGUGAAUGUCUGCUGAGUUUUGAGUUGUGUAGAUAUGUGAAUGUCUGCUGAGUUUUGAGUUGUGUAGAUAUGUAAAUGUCUGCUGAGUUUUGAGUUGUGUAGAUAUGUGAAUGUCUGCUGAGUUUUUGAGUUGUGUAGAUAUGUGAAUGUCUGCUGAGAUUUUGAGUUGUGAAGAUUGUAAAUGUUUGCAGAAUUUUGAGUUGGGAAGAUUUAUGAAUGUUUGCAGAAUUCGAGCUGUGAAGAUAUGUGAAUAGAUUACAGAAUUUUGAUUUGUGCAGAUAUGUGCACAUGAAUCUUGCAGAAUUUUGAGAUCUAUAGACAUGUGAAUGUUUGAAGAAUAUUGAGGUCUGUUGAUAUGUGAAUGAACUGCAAAACUGGAGUUUUGUAGACAUGUGAAUGUUUGAAGAAUAUUGAGGUCUGUUGAUAUGUGAAUGUUUGUAGAUUUUUAAAGGGUUUAGAUAUGGGAAUAUUUGGAUAACAUGAAUAUGUCAAUGUUCGUAGAAUUUUGAAAUGCAUAUUGAGGUAAAUGUUUGUGGAACUUUAUUUGACCGUUUAUGAUGAACAUGUAUUACUAGAUACGUACUACAGUGAAGACGUAUGAUGACUGUCAGUGUAAAUCAUCAGUGAAUUAAUUCUUGUAUUUUGUUAGUACUAAAUUGAAUAAAAUUUCUUCAAGUUUU